Messenger RNA from Oreochromis aureus, 3413 nucleotides. RefSeq names its product protein crumbs homolog 1-like. Gene Ontology annotation, biological process: heterophilic cell-cell adhesion; establishment or maintenance of epithelial cell apical/basal polarity. Gene Ontology annotation, cellular component: plasma membrane; protein-containing complex. Bases 220 to 2295 code for a protein of 691 amino acids. The transcript has 6 exons. NCBI's taxonomy places the organism in Eukaryota, Metazoa, Chordata, Actinopteri, Cichliformes, Cichlidae. The record is from RefSeq and is a predicted model, not a curated record. Gene Ontology annotation, molecular function: calcium ion binding.
UGUAUGUGUAAGACUUUACUGCUCCUGUUAAGUAAAUAAUUUAUUAAUUGACAGCUUUGUUUUAACUUUAGAGAGAAGCAGCUGUUUGAUUUGCUUUUUCCCCUUCAAGCAAAGCUAUCUUCAUUUUAAUGUCAUUCACUCUCUGUGAGAAGGUGUAACAACGCACUCAUUAUUCAUUUAUUCAUUUAUUUUGCCAGGUUUUAUUUUUGUCAAACUUUUAUGAAUUUCUCUCUUUCUCGUGCUUAUACAGAGUACAUCACAGCCAGGUUUGGAAACAAAGACCUUGAGAGCUAUGCUGUGUUCUCAUUGGAUGAUGACCCAGGUGAUACUGUGAUCAUAUCCAUGUUCAUCCGCACCAGACAGUCCAGUGGCCUGCUCCUUAUCAUGACUAACAGCACAAGUCAGUACCUCCGCCUGUGGCUGGAAGCGGGUAUGAUCAAAGUUCAGGUCAACAACUUUGAGACUCUGGUCGGUCGGGCUGUGAUCAAUGAUGGCCAUUUCCACCUGGUGACUCUGAAACUGGAAGGAGUGGUAGCCACCUUGUUCCAGUCAGCCCAAAGCCAGGGUUCCAUGCCCAUCAGGCUCAUCCAGGUCCAUCCUGGGGAUAUGGUUUAUGUCGGGGGGCUACCAGACUCAAGGGCCUCGGCUUCUUUUGGCGGGUACUUCAAGGGAUGCAUCCAGGAUCUGAGGAUUAACAACAAAAGACUGCAGUUUUAUCAGAUAUCAACUCCGGUAGAAUCGUACAACCUGGAACAACUCAUCAGCGUUGCAGAAGGAUGCAGCAGCGACAACGCAUGUGCUGUGAACCCCUGUCUUAACGGGGGAGUGUGUUACUCCAUGUGGGAUGAUUUCAUUUGCAACUGCCCCCCCAACACUGCAGGGCGGCGCUGUGAGGAGGUGAAAUGGUGCGAGCUGUCUCCCUGCCCAGCUGCUGCAAUGUGUCAGCCCCUCUCUCAGGGUUUUGAAUGCUUGUCUAAUGUAACGUUUCGGCUUGGAAGCAGCAUUCCACAGUAUCGGAGCAAUGGAAAGAUUAAGCGCAGCCUGACCAGUGUCUCCCUCAGUUUCCGCUCAAGACGGCUUGCUGCCACAUUACUGCAUGCACACAAGGACUCAAACUACCUGACGGUCUCUCUACUGAACUCUCAUGUGGUCAUGGAUCUCCAGGUUGGGGGUGACAAGGACAACGUGUCUAUUCAAAGCCAGACUCAGUUCAGUGAUGGAAAGUGGCACACUGUGAAGCUCAGCUUGGAAACCCAGGCAUCGACCUCUAGUUGGAUCAUGAUCGUGGAUGGAGGAAAGGAGGCCAUAAGCGUGUCCAAAACAGCUGUGGGUGACCUGGAGUUUCUCAGCAAGGAAGUGGACAUCUUCCUGGGUGGUCUAAGCCUGGAUGCUGGGGUGGAUCUGUCUGGCUGUCUGGGUCCUGUCGAGAUUGGGGGGCUUCUUCUCCCUUUCCACCCCGAUACAGAGCUGAACCUGCCCAGACCUCAGGAGGAGCAGUUUUUGAGGAUAAACAGCAAAGCUCCUCUGCUGUAUGGCUGCUGGGGAGCCAGUGUUUGCACACCUAACCCUUGCAGGAACGAGGGUGUCUGCGAGGACCUGUUUGACCUGCAUCAGUGCACGUGUUCCUCCGAGUGGACGGGCCACCUGUGUCAAGACUCGACAGACCCUUGCAUCUCCGGGCCCUGUCUCUACGGCAACUGUGUCAGCCUGCCUGGAGGCUAUAAGUGUGUGUGUGAGCAGGGGUACAGUGGCGAGCAAUGUGAGGUAGAAGUCGAUAUGUGUGAAAAAAGCAAUUGCAGCCACGGCGCCACGUGCCUCAAAGGCUUCCAGACGUAUUCCUGUCUAUGCCCUCAAAAUAUGACCGGCCAGUACUGCAACGAGAAACUCCCUGAAAUCCCAUGGUACAUCGAGACCAAUCCACUUCCCCAGUUGCCUGUGUCUACAUGCACGGGUACGAGGUGGAACUACAGCUGCUUUAAUGGAGGAAACUGCGCCGAGGCUGAAGACGCUUGUUACUGCCUGCCUGGCUUCACGGGACAAUGGUGUGAGAAGGACGUAGAUGAAUGUGCCUCUGACCCGUGUAUGAACGGAGGUUUCUGUGUCAACUACGUGAACAGUUUUGAGUGCGUGUGUGACAUGAAUUACUCGGGGAUACACUGCCAAAUAGACGUCAGCGACUUCUACUUGUACCUCUUCCUUGGCCUGUGGCAGAACCUCUUCCAGCUCGUGUCCUACCUCGUGAUUCGUCUCGACGAUGAGCCAGAAAUUGAGUGGGGGUUCCAGAUCAACGAUUAGACCCUCUUUAUGAUGAAUAUAAUCAGACCUAGCUCGAUGUGGAGGGUCAGUUUUAUCUCUUCCUGUGGGAACAUACAUGUCCACAGACAUUACGAGCAAAUAUAUCUACUUACAUAGUCUCAUUGGUAAGGGGAAACUGCUCUCCUUUGUGGCCUCUUGUGAUUUAGGUUGAUAAACCAGGUGUAAAUACAUUAAUCUACAUAAUACUUGCAGUAUUUAAGUGAUCCGUGUUGCAGAUACACAGCUGUUGGUUUCAGUGUGCACUCGUAAACAUGAGACUUUUAAAUGUUUAAAUUUUUUAUGAAGACAAUGUUUGUUUUUUUAAAUCUCAGCUUUACAAAGAGCUGCUAAUGAGGAACAGUGGCUGUUAAUAUACGUUAUGUAUUCUUCAUGUAGUGUACUGACAGGGUCAGCAAUAGAGAUGUGUCUGUUGUGAACAGAUUUAUUUGGUUAUGUGAUAUUGAACAAUACGUAGUCCAUCAUGUUUUCUGACUGUAUGAAUCUGGUUCUCAUACUGAAAACCACACUUUAGAGAGCUCUUUGUGUGCCUUAAAUCUGUGCGACAGCUUUUCUCUCAGUGGGGUUUUCCAACUGUUCGGGGACUUCCUCACAUAGUUAUAAUCAAGUGGAUAAAACUGAAAUUACAAUAUUUAUAACUAAGAUGUAUUUAAAAAUAUGUAUGUAACGUAAUAUAAAAGAAGUUGUCCUGCAUGCAGUGCAUACAGUAUCUGAUCUUGAAAGGGAACCCAUUAUGCUUUUCCUUCAUUUCUCAAACAUAGCAUCUACAAUUGUGGAUGUUCAUGUUAAACAUGGAUAGAGACUGAACUGUUGAGGUCAGCAAAUGCAAACGUGAGUUAAACACUCACUCUUAUGCAUUUUUUUUUCUACUUUUGGCGCCGUGUGAUGUGAUAUACCUAAUAUGGCCAUCAGGCACAAAAGCUGUUAACAGGGGACUGAACUGAGGGGCUGCAAAAGGCCCAAGAUAUGAUUAAAAAAGGAUCAUACUGAAAUAUGAAUCACGCAAACCUACUCUGAGAGUCCAAGGAUAAAAACAUGUAGAUGGAAAUGAGCAUUAAAGGUCCCUUUUAGGAGAAACAAAUAUGAAAUAAAUGUGAAAU